Messenger RNA from Triticum turgidum subsp. durum (durum wheat), 1578 nucleotides. Lineage: Eukaryota; Viridiplantae; Streptophyta; Magnoliopsida; Poales; Poaceae. The record is from the annotation of a GenBank genome assembly.
AUGUUCGUCUCACAACCCAAUCCGCCAUUCCAUUCCGCUCCCUCCUCCAAACAACAGAGACACGGACACAGAUCUCUGUCUCCACUCUCGACAGAGAAAGGAGGAGCAGCAGCAGCAGCAAUGGCGUCGCCGAUCCCCUUCCAUAUCCUCUGCUUCGCCGUCCUCCUCCUGGCGGCGACGGCGGCGUCGGCGCGCCGCCACGCGCCGCCGCAGGCGGGCGCGGCGGGGCAGAGCACCUACAUGGCGCCCAGCUGCCGGGCGCACACGGCGUCGCUGCUGGACUUCGGGGGCGUGGGCGACGGCAACACCUCCAACACGGCGGCGUUCCGCAAGGCGGUGGAGCACCUGUCGCAGUACUCGGGCGAGGGCGGCGGCGGCGGCAUGCUCUACGUGCCCGCCGGCCGCUGGCUCACCGCGCCCUUCAACCUCACCAGCCACUUCACGCUCUUCCUCCACGCCGACGCCGUCAUCCUCGGGACGCAGGACGUGACCCAGUGGCCGGUCAUCGACCCGCUGCCCUCCUACGGCCGCGGCCGGGACCACGCCGGCGGCCGGUACGCGAGCCUCGUGUCCGGGUCCAACCUCACCGACGUCGUCAUCACGGGCAACAACGGCACCAUCGACGGCCAGGGCGCCACGUGGUGGUCCAAGUACAAGUCCGGCAAGCUCAAGUACACGCGCGGCUACCUCAUCGAGCUCAUGCACACCGACGGCGUCUUCAUCUCCAACGUCACGCUCGUGAACUCGCCGGCGUGGAACAUCCACCCGAUCUACAGCCGCAACAUCGUUGUGUCCGGGGUGACCAUCCUGGCGCCCACCAAGUCGCCCAACACGGACGGCAUCAACCCGGACUCGUGCUCCCAGGUCCGCAUCGAGGACUGCUACGUCGUCUCCGGCGACGACUGCGUGGCCAUCAAGAGCGGCUGGGACGAGUACGGCAUCGCCGUCGGCAUGCCCAGCGAGCACAUCGUCGUGCGCCGCCUCACCUGCGUGUCGCCCACCAGCGCGGUGAUCGCGCUCGGCAGCGAGAUGUCGGGGGGCAUCCGGGACGUGCGCGCCGAGGACAUCACGGCGAUCGGGACCGAGUCCGCGGUGCGGAUCAAGACGGCCGUGGGCCGUGGCGCGUACGUGCGCGACGUGUACGCGCGCCGGAUGCGGCUCGACGGCAUGAAGCGCGUCUUCUGGAUGACCGGCGACUACAAGUCUCACCCCGACGACGGCUACGACAAGACCGCCGUGCCCCUCGUGGAGAAUAUCAGCUACCAGGACGUGGUGGCCACCGGCGUCUGGAAGGAGGCCGCUAGGAUGCAGGGCAUCCAGGGCGCGCCCUUCAAGGGCAUCUGUAUGGCCAACGUCACCGCCGAGAUGACCAAGGAGAGGAAGGUGUCGUGGAACUGCGCCGACGUCGAGGGCGUCUCGGCCGGCGUCACCCCGGCGCCAUGCGCGCCUCUGCAGGGCACCCACGCCGGCUCCUGCCCGUUCCCCACCGACACGCUCGCCGUCGACAAGAUCACCGUGCAGCAGUGCUCCUACUCCAUCGCUUCCCCUGCUGCUUCUUCAGUGGCUGGGACAGAGUAG